Molecule: messenger RNA, 3602 nt
Organism: Ylistrum balloti
Lineage: Eukaryota; Metazoa; Mollusca; Bivalvia; Pectinida; Pectinidae
Product: tyrosine-protein phosphatase 10D-like
Exons: 24
Coding region: 1-2817 (938 amino acids)
Biological process (GO): protein dephosphorylation
Molecular function (GO): protein tyrosine phosphatase activity; protein binding
Source: RefSeq, a predicted model, not a curated record
AUGAUAUUUCAGUAUACAGUGGAGGGCCUACAGCCAGCAACUAACUAUGCAUUCCGUGUGGCUACAGUGAAUGAUGCUGUGUCACCCCAUUCCAACCAGAGUUCAUUUAGCACACAGGUGGGAUGUUGGACCAGAGCUGCUAUGUCACAAGAACCAAAUACCUUAAUUGUAUCACUGGAACAGAGUCGACAGUUCACCCUUAACUGGACGAAACCUUCCAUUACCAAUGGCAAUCUAAACGGAUACAGACUGACAGUGUUUGAGGGGAGCACGUGUGUCCAGGAAGUCAUCUUCAAAUGUGAAACCUGUACAGGGUUUACAAGUUUUGGACAUACAAGUUCAUGCCAACUGACAGCCAAACAAUCAGUGGUCAUUCUGCCUGCAGACAUAGAAGGCUACACUUACACUGUGGAGAACCUCAAUCCAUAUAUCAACUACACUAUUCAUGUGUUGGGUGUUAAUGCAGCAGGGGAUGGUCACCCUAAUAUAAUAUAUGGCAUGACAGAACAGGAAGUUCCACAGAAUCCCACUGCUCUGACAGCUGAGGUUUUGAGUAGUACAGCAAUACGCGUGUCUUGGGCCAUCAGUGAUCCAGAGCCUGGACCGACCAGUUAUACCUUGUAUAUAAUACCAGAAACACCAGAGCAAAGUCAAACUGUAACCAUACAAGGAUUCUCCACCAGGACGUACAAUGUGACAAGCUUACAGGAGUACAGAACUUACCAGUUCAAUCUGACAGCCUCUACUGUAUUAGGGACAGCUGUAUUCCAACAGUCAUUACCAAGCGCCAAAACAAAUGCUGCAGCUCCUGGACAAGUAAGCAACUUUCAAGUAGUUCGCCCAGAUGGUCCAAACUUUACAACAGUGAGGGUGUCCUGGGAACUUCCAGCAAUAUUGGACAGAAACAGUGACAUAAUCAAAUACAUGUUCUCACACAACUCUACUGUUGGGAACUUGGGCACAGCCCCAGAAGAAAUACUUGUCAAUGGCAAUCCAGCUACUAUAACAAGGAACCUAAAAGUUUUACCACAGAAUAUUUACUAUAUUGAGGUGUAUGCAGUAGGUACUGACCAAAAUGGAGUUAGUUAUAAUGGAAACAAACAUUUUGUGGUCUAUUCAGCUCCUGCUGGAUCCCCACCUCUGGAUGUCGGAGAAACAGUGAUUCCAACCAGUAGCAACAACAACAUCCAACCUACACAGACGUCUUUCUCACUUACCCUUACAGAUGCUUUCUUCACCAACUCAAUUUACGGUGGUAUAGAAGACAUGGCUUUGGUGUUGUGUAAGGACUCGUGUAAAAAUCUUGGUGACCAAUCAGAAGCAGUAUCAAGUAAUUACUUAGUCAACGUAGAUGGUUGGAAAGUUGCUCGUUCAAAAGGCUAUACAGAUGAAUAUAGAGCAAUGUCAAAAACAGAGUUUACCUCAUAUAUCAAUCAAGCUGGUACAUCAGGCCGACGUAAGAGGUCAACCAACACAUUUGUGGUGGAGAUUGGAACAGCGACAGAUUGUGCAUCAUCAACAGAGACCUAUUGUAACGGACCUCUUGAAGCUGGUUCUGUGUAUUUUGUUAAGGCUGUUGUGUGUACCGCUGGAGGUUGUACACUGUCUGCACUCUAUGGACCAUACUCAACCGAAAAAGUUCCAGAUUCGGGACCAGACGUCGGUGUCAUAAUUGGCGUUGUUUGUGCAAUUGUAGCUUUCGCCGUCAUUGUUGUUAUCAUUGUUGUUUUUAUCAAGAGGAGGCAAAGCUCCAAACCAAGCACAUACAAGCCAGAUGAUGAGGAACCUGGUCUGCAUGAAAUUGAGAAAAAGCACAUUACUGCCAAGAGGCCGGUUGUAAUGGAGAGGUUCCCUCAACAUGUGUCUGACCUACAUAAAGACAGCAAGUUGAAGUUCGCCAGGGAAUAUGAGGACCUGAAGGAGCUGAGUGCCAAACACCCAUGUAAUGCUGCAAAUGAGGAUGGAAACAAACUUAAGAAUAGAUAUGUCAAUAUUCUGCCUUUUGACCACAGUCGAGUGAAACUGAAUCCCACUGACCCAGAGGACCCAUCCACAGACUUCAUCAAUGCAAACUACAUUCCUGGCUACAACUCUCCACGAGAAUACAUAGCAUCCCAGGGCCCAAUACCAAGCACCAUCGACGACUUCUGGAGAAUGAUAUGGGAACAACAAGUAUCAAUCUGUGUCAUGUUGACUCUGUGUAAAGAGGAUGGAAGGAUCAAGUGUGAACAAUAUUGGCCUACGGAACGUAACGAGCCUAAGCAGUAUGGUGAUAUUGUCGUAGAGAUUACUUCCUAUUCCACGGUCAACACCUAUGAUCACAGAAUCUUCAAAAUAACACAGGGAGAUCAGACACGAACUCUAAAACAUUUCCAUUUCUUGAAUUGGAAGGACUUCUCUGCAAAUGUUCAGAAUGAUGUCAUGAUUGACUUUAUACAAAAUGUGCGAGCACACAUUCAACCUCCUGACAAGAAGGGCCCAAUGAUUAUUCACUGCAGUGCUGGAGUUGGUCGCACAGGAACAUACAUGGCCUUAGAUCAACUUAUACAGUUCAUAGACGAGCAUGACUUUAGUGAGAUGAUAGACAUCUUCGACUUGGUUUUGUCAAUGAGGAAUUACAGAGUGUUUAUGGUCCAGACAGAGCAACAAUAUGUGUUUAUUCAUGACUGUGCAAAGGACCUGAUUGAGAGAAAGAAAGCUCGACUGCAGAAUAAUGAUGAUGAUGAAAAUCUCUAUGUCAACAGAGCAUAUGAGGAAGAUCCGGAUGAAAACCUGUACCAAAAUCAGAACUUUUUUGAGAAUAAAACUGAGCUUUAACCAAAAACCAGCAGACAAAAUAUGAAGGGUCAUAUGAAUAUAUCAUCAACUGGUUCAUACCUCUGAUUUGUGGACAUUACUGUAAUGUCACUUUUAUCAGAGGAAAAUUUUAUAUUGUUAUACUCCUUCUGUUAUGGAGAAAGGUAAUCCUCUUUAUUUUCACAAAAAUGGCCGUCAGAACAGUAUAUCCAGUAGCUGUUACAUAGAGUAUAUCUAAAUUCUUACAUCAAUAUGUAAAUAUUUUCAUAUAGUCCACUUUUGAAUUACAAAGAACAACCACUCUCUCACUUAAGUGCCAAUUUCUACUUCAAGUAUGAAGUGUAUAGCUGGUUUGAGGUUUUUUAAUGGCUAGAUUCAGGAAUAAACUGGUUACAUUUUGUUUUUGGAAGUAAAAGUUUUUUAUCUAUGGUAAUAUGGGGAUGAUGAAAAAGCUUACUUCAUCAGUUGAAAAAAAGUAAGUGAAACAUAUCAAAACUUUUUUUUAAAAAAAAUAAGGCUUUGCAUGUAUGUAGAAUUACAUGAAAAUGUCCAUCAUUGAUGUCAGUUCUCUGAUGUUUAUGAUGUUACAAACAUAUCCAUAGGUUAAGAAUUCCAGCUAUUUGUCUUAUUUUACAAAGUUUUUGUUAAUCAAAAAGUACUUCAUGGAUAAAAACUGUUUUUUGGCAAUCAAAAUCUUUUGGACACAAUCAAUUGAAUCUAUGACAGAUAAAUUAACAUUUUUCUCUGUUCUAAUUAAUGCAAAAAUAUCACCAAUAUGUUACAAAGUGUUGGUUUCAUUUUGUGCA